ACUACGUCCAUGUAAAAAACAGCGAGUAAGAGAGAGUUCCGCGAUAAACAAGACGCAGACGUUAGGUAACUGUUUCAAUGUCACGAACGUAAUAUCAGUAAUGUUUUUCAUGUAUUCAGUUACUAUACCACGUUGCGAAAUUAUAGGCUUUAAAUGUAGACAUUGACACCGGUCGCUUCCAUUACAAAUUCCAGGUGCUUGCAGUGCUAGAAGGCCUGUAGGCUGUGUGCAACGUGAACUGUAGUUACUCAGUAAGUAAAAGACUUGGUGAAUAUUUACUAUUUAUUGUCGUCGUACACAGUGCAUCUCGUUGUCAUCUUUCCGAGUCAUUGAAAUGGCUAGUGUAGCCCACGUCUCCAGAGUUCGCUCUUUGUACAAAAGGAUUCUGGUCUUGCACCGGUUCAUGCCUAUCGACCUGAGGGCGCUGGGCGACCAGUACGUGAAGGAUGAGUUCAGACGAAACAAGUCCGCCUCUCCCGAAGAGGUCAAAGCCUUCAUGACCGAAUGGGAGAAGUACCAGGCCACGCUGCAGACGCAGGUUCUGGACGCCAUGUCUGGGAAGCUGGAGAAGCUGGAGUUCGGGGUGGUUCUGUCCGAGGAGCGGCUCAAGCACUUCCAGGACGAGCAGGUGGGCCAGCUGUACGAGCUCAUGCUGGAGGCCACCAAACCCAACCGCCAGUUCGACAUCCAGGACGACCGGUCGUAGCAGCCCCCCACCCUCCCCAGACCAGGACGACCAGGCCGUAGCACCCCCCCCCCCACACCCCCUGACAAGGGAUGUGGAAGGACUUACACCCCUCUGCUUA
Alosa alosa (allis shad) is the source of this 806-nucleotide messenger RNA. It is a transcript of the gene sdhaf3, whose product is annotated as succinate dehydrogenase complex assembly factor 3. The record is from RefSeq and is a predicted model, not a curated record. Bases 335 to 706 code for a protein of 123 amino acids. Gene Ontology annotation, biological process: mitochondrial respiratory chain complex II assembly; succinate metabolic process. NCBI's taxonomy places the organism in Eukaryota, Metazoa, Chordata, Actinopteri, Clupeiformes, Clupeidae. The transcript is spliced from 2 exons. Gene Ontology annotation, cellular component: mitochondrial intermembrane space; mitochondrion.